Molecule: messenger RNA, 1787 nt
Organism: Alosa sapidissima (American shad)
Lineage: Eukaryota; Metazoa; Chordata; Actinopteri; Clupeiformes; Clupeidae
Exons: 6
Coding region: 10-1632 (540 amino acids)
Source: RefSeq, a predicted model, not a curated record
AGGGGCAAGAUGUUUUCUUCAUUUUCUAAGUUCAUCCUUCAGGUGGAUAUUGUGUUAUCAUGUGUUGUCCUUGCUGUAGUGGAAAAACUGAUAGAAAAAGAGUUCAUUUGUCCUUGCAACCCAGAUAACAAUUUAGUUUUCUGUGGGCUUGUGAGUAGUUCAGGUAUCAUAAUUAUCUGUCUUACUAUGCUCAUCCAAUUCCAUCAUUACACAAAACUGCUGAAAAAGGAAAAAGAAGAAAACAAAGAAGAAGCUAAAGAUGAAGAAAAGAAAAAAAAAAGAAGAAACAUGAAAAUAUGUUACGCAUGUAUUGUUGUCUUGUCAUGUUGUAUCUCCAUAUUCACUUGGCUCACACUGUGGUACUCAGAGGGACACUACUAUCUAUGUCAGAAGAGCGAUUUGGAUGGUGUUUGGACAGCGUCUGACUCCUUGAAAGGAAUGCCUACAAAGUGGUGCGAACCGGAUCAUAGUAACCAAACUCUACAUAAAGAAGGAAUAAUUAAAUCAACCAAGCUGUUCAAUUAUUCUCAGAGAGUGUCCAUAGGGCUGUUUAUUACCCUUGCUUUGUUGAUAGUGGUCUACAUCGUUUUGCUGAUUUAUGUGGGUUGGCAAAAUGAAGAGAAGGAUCAGCAGACAGAGAACAAUGCAGAAAGAAUGCCAUUGAAUCAACAGCAGUCAGACCAAAGUGAAGGGGAGUCAUUGAGAUCCCCAUUGCCAUACCCAUUGCCACUCAGUCAGGGUACAGGGGGAAUGCAGCCUGACGUGGACUGUGCUGCGAGGGAUGUGUCACCAAGUGCAUCGCCAGUUGCUGAACUGCAGCUGGAGGCAGCAUCGGCUGUAACUGCUCCAGAGCAGCAAGCACUGGAGGCUCAACAGGAGGGGAAUGGGGACUGGCAUACCGAGCCAAGCCUUGAAACCGGAGUGCAGAACCCAGAGGGAGCCAGUGAGGCCAGUCAGGGUUCAGGGGGAAUGCAGCCUGACGUGGACAGUGCUGCGAGGGAUGUGUCACCAAGUGCAUCGCCAGUUGCUGAACUGCAGCUGGAGGCGGAAUCAGCUGUAGCUGUUCCAGAGCAGCAAGCACUGGAGGCUCAACAGGAGGGGAAUGGGGACGGGCAUACCGAGCCAAGCCUUGAAACCGGAGUGCAGAACCCAGAGGGAGCCAGUGAGGCCAGUCAGGGUACAGGGGGAAUGCAGCCUGACGUGGACUGUGCUGCGAGGGAUGUGGCACCAAGUGCAUCGCCAGUUGCUGAACUGCAGCUGGAGGCGGCAUCGGCUGUAGCUGUUCCAGAGCAGCAAGCACUGGAGGCUCAACAGGAGGGGAAUGGGGACUGGCAUACCGAGCCAAGCCUUGAAACCGGAGUGCAGAACCCAGAGGGAGCCAGUGAGGCCAGUCAGGGUACAGGGGGAAUGCAGCCUGACGUGGACAGUGCUGCGAGGGAUGUGUCACCAAGUGCAUCGCCAGUUGCUGAACUGCAGCUGGAGGCGGCAUCGGCUGUAGCUGUUCCAGAGCAGCAAGCACUGGAGGCUCAACAGGAGGGGAAUGGGGACUGGCAUACCGAGCCAAGCCUUGAAACCGGAGUGCAGAACCCAGAGGGAGCCAGUGAGGUGGGGAUGGGUGAUGGUGCCCGAUAGGGGUGUGAAGCGGAGCAAUCAUUCACAUUUGUAUUUGUAUCUGUAUUUGGAUAGAACCAGGAAAUGAGCGGGGCUUAAACCGGAAGUGCGUUCAAAUUAUGUUGAAAUUUAAAAAAACAAAACCCAUUUAGGAAAUAACUACACAAAUGAUAAAA